This is a messenger RNA of Megalops cyprinoides (Indo-Pacific tarpon), 1200 nucleotides long. RefSeq names its product betaine--homocysteine S-methyltransferase 1-like. NCBI's taxonomy places the organism in Eukaryota, Metazoa, Chordata, Actinopteri, Elopiformes, Megalopidae. The record is from RefSeq and is a predicted model, not a curated record. Bases 1 to 1200 code for a protein of 399 amino acids. The transcript has 8 exons. Gene Ontology annotation, molecular function: zinc ion binding; betaine-homocysteine S-methyltransferase activity.
AUGGCAUCUCCAGGACACAAGAGAGGCAUUUUGGAGCGCUUGGAUGCCGGAGAGAUUGUCGUUGGAGAUGGAGGAUUUGUGUUUGCUCUGGAGAAGAGGGGUUAUGUGAAAGCAGGACCUUGGACGCCGGAGGCAGCCGCAGAACACCCCGAAGCCGUUCGACAGCUGCAUAGGGAGUUCCUUAGAGCAGGGUCAAAUGUCAUGCAGACCUUCACAUUCUAUGCCAGUGACGACAAACUGGAGAACCGAGGCAACACAUUACGUUUCACUGGACAGCAAAUCAACGAGGCCGCUUGUGACCUCGCCAGAGAAGUGGCCAAUGAGGGAGACGCUUUGGUGGCAGGCGGAGUUUCGCAGACGCCCUCCUACCUGAGCUGCAAGAGUGAGAGUGAAGUGAAGGCCAUCUUCCAGAAACAAUUAGAUGUUUUUGUCCAGAAGGAUGUGGAUUUCUUAAUUGCUGAGUACUUUGAGCAUGUCGAAGAGGCCGAAUGGGCCAUUCAGGUUCUGCAGACUACAGGGAAACCAGUGGCAGCCACACUGUGCAUUGGACCCGAGGGAGAUCUGAAUGGGGUCAGUCCUGGAGACUGUGCAGUCAGGCUGGUCAAGGCUGGUGCCAAGAUCGUAGGAGUCAACUGCCACUUUGACCCCAUGACUUGCGUGAAGACGGUGAAGCUCAUGAAGGAGGGUGUGGAACGUGCAGGACUAACGGCCCACUACAUGGUCCAGCCCUUAGCUUACCACACCCCAGACUGCAACUGCCAGGGCUUCAUCGACCUGCCAGAGUUCCCCUUCGCUUUAGAGCCCAGAAUUCUGACCAGAUGGGACAUGCAUCAAUAUGCCAGGGAGGCAUACAAAGCUGGCAUUCGAUACAUUGGCGGCUGCUGUGGGUUUGAGCCCUACCACAUACGUGCUCUGGCAGAGGAGCUGGCACCGGAGAGAGGUUUCCUGCCUGCUGCUUCUGAAAAGCAUGGACUGUGGGGCAGUGGCCUGGAGAUGCACACCAAGCCCUGGGUCAGAGCGAGGGCUCGUCAUGAUUACUGGGAGCAACUGAAGCCAGCGUCCGGUCGGCCCAAGUGUCCUUCCAUGUCCAGUCCAGAUGGAUGGGGAGUGACCAAAGGACAUGCUGACCUGAUGCAGCAGAAAGAGGCAACCACCGAAGACCAGCUCAAACAGCUUUUCGAGAAAACCAAGGCUAGCUGA